GCAGGAAUUGCAUCCUUUACAUCACUAGUUGCCUCCUCUGUGAUGACACUUAACUCCACCUCCUGUGAUGCCACCCUGGGACUUCCCUUUUCUAUCUGCAGACUGCUAGUAGCUUCUGCACUGCUAGCUUUCUCUUUUGACUCUCCCUGUGGCUCCUGAGACUCAUCUCCAACUCUGCUCCUAAAGGGAGAUGGGUGAUCUCAAUCCUACCUGUGAUGACCUAUAUGCAGAAUGUAGACAUAUUCUUCCUGGUAUGUCUGUGGAACAAACUAAACAGAUUGAGGCUGCUAUCAAAGCAGGAAACUUCUUAGAAGCAGCUUCUGUGGUGCAGACAUUCAAGAAUUUGUCAGGCAUUGAGUUCAAUAUCGCCAUCACAGGAGAGUCAGGAUCUGGCAAAUCAUCUUUGGUCAAUGUCAUCCGGGGCCUGGGAGAUGAAGACAAAGAUGAAGAUGCUUCUGAAACUGGUGUGCUGAAAAACACCACAAAACCAGUACCAUAUUGGCAUCCUAUGUGUCCCAUAAUGAUUGUCUGGGACCUGCCCUCGAUUGGGACCCCAGAUUUUCGGCCCGACACUUAUCUGAAACAAGUGAAGUUCAGCCGCUAUGAUGUCUUCAUCAUCAUCGCUUCAGAGAGGAGCAGAUUCUGCCUCACUGAGCUGGCCCGGGAGCUCACCGGGAUGGGAAAGAAGUCUUACUUUGUACGCUCCAAAGUGGACUUGGACCUGUUUAAUGAGAAACACAAAAAAAGCUUCAAUGAGGAGAAAACCCUGGAGAAAAUCAGAAACGACUGCGUCAACAACCUGUCCAGAAUAGGGAUGAGCUCCCCGCAGGUUUUCCUUGUCUCGAAUAGGGAAUUUCAGAAAUACGAUUCUCCACAGCUGCAGAAGACUUUGCUAAAGGAACUCUACCAUCACAAGCCUGAGACGAUCAGGGCCACUGAAGCCCCCAGCAGCAGUGGGAUGAUGGAUGAUUCAAAAACUCACUGGGCAGAUUUGAUUUCAAAAUGGGGCAGUAAACUGCCCGGUUUGUCUGAGGAGGAAAUUAAAGAAUUCCAGACGGCUGCCAAAGCCGGAAACCUCUCAAAAGCCAUUUAUGUGGUGAAGAUGUCUGAUGACGUAUUAAGAAAUACCAAACUCAGCAUCGCCAUCACAGGGAACUCGGGUUCUGGGAAGUCAUCUUUCAUCAAUGCCAUAAGGAGCUUGAAUGAUGAUGACAGAGGGGCAGCCAAGACUUGGGUGAAAGAAAUGACAGACAAGCCAACUGCUUAUCCCCAUCACAUAUUCCCAAAUGUCACUAUGUGGGACCUUCCUGGAAUUGGAACAAUGAAGUGUCCAGCAGAAAAAUACGUAAAAGAUAUGAAAUUUGAUCAGUAUGAUUUCUUCAUCAUCAUCACAGCCGGACGCUUCACAGAGGCUGAUACCAAACUUGCCAAAGAAAUCAGCAGGAUGGGAAAGAAGUUUUACUUUGUCCGUACCAAGGUAGAUGUGGACUUGGAUAAUGAACAAAGAAAAAGAGAUUUCAGCAAGGAGAAAACUCUACACAUAAUCAGAAGUGACUGCAUGGAGCAGCUACAAAAAGCAGGCAUCAGCUCCCCACAGGUUUUCCUGGUGUCGAGAUGGCACUUUGACAAGUACGAUUCUCCAGAACUCCAGGAGACUUUGGCGAAUGAAAUCGACACUCAUAGGAGACAUGUUCUUAUCUGUGCCCUGCCCAGCACUUCUGAAAAAAUCUUGAAAAAGAAACAGAAGGCCCUUCACGAACAGAUCUGGAAACAAGCCCUGAAGUCGUGCGCUGUCGCUGCUGUUCCUCUCCCAUUUCUCUCGGUUAAGUGCGAUGUCGACAUCUUGAUGGAGAACAUGAGAGAGUAUUGCCAGUGCUUUGGCCUGGAUGAUGAUUCCAUCAAAUCACUUGCUCGGCAGGUUGGGAAGUCUGUUGAUGAGCUGAAGUCUGUGAUAAAGUGCCCUCUGGUCAAAGAUAUAACAAGAGAUGAGGUUUUUAAGCGGCUCAGAGAGGCUACAGGGGAACGUAUGAUGACAGUUAAAUAUUUUAUUAGUGUGGUACCACUGAUUGGUUCUGGGAUAGCGGCAAAGAGAUCUUACAGUGUCACCUAUGAAGUGCUACAUACGUAUUUGGAUGAAGUUGCAGAAGAUACUCAACGAGUCCUGAAAAAGGCUUUGGAAGGAGCAGAGAAUAACUAAGAACAAUAUCCCAAGGCGGAGCUUCUUCCCCAGCUUCCCAGGAUAAACUGCCACAGCCAUGGUCUCGUUUCUUCAAUUUUAUUGUCUCAAGCUUAAACAAAGCAAGACACAAAACCCAUUCUCAGCUCACCCUUGCAUUGUGGACUUUCACGGCUUCCCCUUCCAGGGGUCUCUGGCAGUCCUGCUGCUCCUGGUUCCUGCAGCUUCCUGCCUCUCUCUCAGCCAGUCCCUCCUCAACGGGUCUCUCUAGAGUUUGUCCACACUGUGCACUAAGCCUAGCCUUUGACUCAGGUCUGAGCCUUAGCCCCACUUCCUUCCACAGCCCAAUCAGCCUGACUCGGGUCAGUGAGCACUAGGACUCUGCUGAGGGGGUGAGUCCCACUGAGUCUCAGGUCCAAGCCCUGUCAUUCUGCACUGUGGAAGCAGCUCAUGCUGCAGACCCCAAUCAGAAGCUCUGUGUGCUGCAGUGUGGCCAUCAAUGGCGGGAAACAAACCCUUUUUGUUGAUGUAGGAAAGUGCUACAGCUGCAGUACGGGAUCACCUGGACGGCAGACAUGGCCUACGGGUCUAUCUGCACUACGGAGACUGUAUAUCAGUGUAGCUACAUUGCUGUAGCUAUGUUGGCAUAGAAAUGUAGAUGCAGCCCAAGCCCAUGGAAAGGGUUUUUCCAUCGCUGUAGGACACCACUUCCCUGAGUGAUGGUUUCUUCCGUCGCCAGAGCUGCGUCUACACUGGGGCUCAGUCGGCAGAGCCGUGUUGAUUAGGGUGUGAUAGAUCUGGGACAAACCUACCAGUUUCUAACUCCGGGGGCCUGGCUACACUUGCAGAUGUAGAGCGCUGGGAGGUAAACCAGCCUUCGGUGAGCGCAGCAGGGAAAAUGCUGCCACGUGUUCACACUGUCAGCUGCGUGGCCACAUUAGCAGCUCUUGCAACGCCACAAAGAGCAGUGCAUUGUGGUAGCUAUCCCAGCGUGCAAGUAGCUGCAACAUACUUUUCAAAUCGGGGGGCCUGGAGUGUGGCAAGGAGUGUGUUGUGUGUAUGUGGGGGGAGAGACUGUGUGUUUUGGGGGGCAGAGAGUGUGUCAGCAUGCUAUCUUGUAAGUUCAGUCAGCAGCAGACCCCCCACACCUCUCUCUCUCUCACACACACACGCCUACCUAAGCAGCAGCAGUAUUCCACGGUAAUGGUUUGCUUUGUUCCGGAGCAGAUAAGCAUGCCAGCUGUCAGAAACAGAGCUUUCAAAGGGGAUAUCCACAUGCCUGCAGUUGAGUUCAAAACAAUGACCAGAGUCGCCACUUGAC
Messenger RNA from Mauremys reevesii (Reeves's turtle), 3497 nucleotides. RefSeq names its product interferon-inducible GTPase 5-like. Lineage: Eukaryota; Metazoa; Chordata; Testudines; Geoemydidae. Gene Ontology annotation, cellular component: membrane. Bases 191 to 2197 code for a protein of 668 amino acids. The transcript is spliced from 3 exons. The record is from RefSeq and is a predicted model, not a curated record. Gene Ontology annotation, molecular function: GTP binding.